This is a messenger RNA of Cynoglossus semilaevis (tongue sole), 1698 nucleotides long. It is a transcript of the gene tsnare1, whose product is annotated as T-SNARE Domain Containing 1. Gene Ontology annotation, molecular function: SNAP receptor activity; SNARE binding. NCBI's taxonomy places the organism in Eukaryota, Metazoa, Chordata, Actinopteri, Pleuronectiformes, Cynoglossidae. Gene Ontology annotation, cellular component: endomembrane system; membrane; SNARE complex. Gene Ontology annotation, biological process: vesicle fusion; vesicle-mediated transport; intracellular protein transport. The record is from RefSeq and is a predicted model, not a curated record. The transcript has 12 exons. The coding region runs from base 240 to 1103 and encodes 287 amino acids.
UUAAGCUUUUAUCAUUAAUUUGUUCUACAUUUUUACAAAAUACUUGUUCUGUCUUGGGGAUCCAAAAGACUACAAAUCCCAGAAUGCAUUGCCAGAAACUAAUCUGGUCAUAUGACCAGGCAGCAGGAGCAGAUGGUUCCUGGUCACGUGAUGUUGUUAGCUGAAGCUGAGAAGCAUCAGCAGCAGCUGAAUCACAGCGUCCACCUCUGACUGCACUAAAAGCUCACCCUUCUCUAACCAUGUCAUAUGGGUCCAUUGACGGAGGCUCCUUUGGAAAUCACAACCCAUUCGGAGGUCCAAGGAGACAGGGCUACCAGCUUGUAGCCACUCAGGUCAGUCCUGCAGAGCUGCAGGAUGUGUUUCAGGAGACUUCCUCCAAUAUCUUCCAGAUAAACGCCAACGUUGUCACACUAGAGAAAAAUCUUCAAGCCCUGGGAACUUCUAGAGACACAGCAGAGCUACGACAGAGUCUCCACUCCACACAGCAGCAGACCAACAAAGUCAUCACCCAGACCAGCCAGCUCAUCAAACAGCUCUCUGAUAUCAUCAGUGGCUCUUCACGGCAAGACCGUCUGCGCCUAACUCGACUAAAGACUGAACUCUCAGAGUCUGUGCAGUGCUAUGGGGAUCUGCAGAAGAAAAUUGCAGAACGCUCCAGGGCUCUACUCCCUCCAGCUCAGAAAGACAAGAAGAAGAUCGCACAGACUCCAACCGGUGAGCAGCCAGUAGAGGGUCCACUGUUCGGAGAUGCAGCAGAUCCAGACAGAGGAGCUCAGGCCUUCCUGUCAGAGAUUAGCGAGGAGGACGUGGAGGUGCUUCACCAAAGAGAGGCUGCUGUGCUGCAGAUCGAGAGAGACAUGCUGGAUGUCAGUCAAAUCAUGAAGGAUCUGGCUAGUAUGGUUCACGAACAAGGAGAUACCAUAGACAGCAUUGAGGAUUACAUCCAGACUGCAUCAUCCAAUGUGGAAUCAGCCAAUCAGGAGCUGGCAAAGGCUGAUCAUUAUCAGAGAAAGCUAAGGAAGAGAAAGUGCUACCUGCUGGUGGUGGGAUCAGUCAUCCUCAUGAUCCUGAUCAUCAUCAUCGCUGUUACAUCAAGAAAAUAGGACGUGUUUGUUGGUUGCUGCUGUCAUUACAGUGUCACCUUAGCGCUCCAGACCAAGUGUGAUCCUUGACCUGCGCAGCUGGUUUCCAGUAAGAGGAAGCUGCUCUGCAACAUCUUCACUCCGUCAUCCCUGACUCCACUUCCAACUAAGAACUUUCUCUAUUGAUUUUUCAGAGGGGUAGUCCCAGUCUGAGCCGCUCCUGUCUUGAUUUUUCUCAUUUUUUAUUUGGUUUUGUAAAUUCUUCGUUCCCUCUCUGACGUGGUUUUUAUCAUCAGUGUUGAAUUACACGUGCAUAUAACACGAGGGGAAACAGACUCAGGUGCUUGUCAGUCUUGGAGGUGAUUGUAUAUCACACACACUCACACACUGGCACCAACUGUGUUCUAUUAGAAAAUCAGAUAAAGAUGGAGAAGAGGCUUCAGGGGGAAAAAAAGCACAGCAGCUGGAGCUUCACUUUUUCAACAGCCACUCUGUACGCUCCAUUUGUUUUAUGUUUUAUUUUAUACUGAGGUUCACUUCAUAUUUAUAAGUGUGUAGUGUGAUUUUAUUAGCAACGUAUACAGUAUCGCACCAUUUCCUGUUACUUGUAAAUAUA